Messenger RNA from Morone saxatilis (striped sea-bass), 2980 nucleotides. RefSeq names its product zinc finger, AN1-type domain 3 (gene zfand3). Gene Ontology annotation, molecular function: zinc ion binding; DNA binding. The record is from RefSeq and is a predicted model, not a curated record. Bases 293 to 1042 code for a protein of 249 amino acids. NCBI's taxonomy places the organism in Eukaryota, Metazoa, Chordata, Actinopteri, Moronidae. The transcript has 6 exons.
GUGGUUUGCUCCUCACUCCAGCUGAUCGGCCCAGGAUUCCCCGGUGGCUCUGUCCGUCGCUGGCUUUGACGGCUCCGGUGUCUCACGUCGAUUUAAACUGUCUUAAGUUCACGGAGUCAGUGGCCGCUCGUGUCGGCAAGUCGUUCCUCGUCUAGUGAAACUGUGGAGGAUAAUCUGGCCGGGGUACUGACUCUGUACUUGUCAAAGCCAGGGGAUCUGAACGCAAAUACGAGGCCCUUACUCCAUCCCCGGAUUCACCUGCUACGCGGAGAGCCUCACACGGAAGACCGACAUGGGGGACACGGGGAGCGAGGGCAGCAAGCCUCCGACUAACGUUAACGUUAUCCCCCCGCGCUGCCCCUGUGGUUUCUGGGGGUCGAGCAAAACUAUGAAUCUCUGCUCAAAAUGUUUUGCAGACAUUCAGAAGAAACAGCCAGACGAUGAUUGUGCCCCAAAGGCCUCCUCAAGCUCCAGCAGCAGCCAAGCAGACAUCUUCUGUAAUGAAACAAACAGCAGCAUUAGUCAGUCACUGAUUUCGAUGCCUAACACAUCAGAGGACACUUCGCCAGGGGAGACGGGAGUGUCAUCUCUACCUGCUCAGGACGAAGUAUCCAGCACAGACGCGGUCUUCAGUUCUCUCUCCACUCCCACCAAACGCUCCUUUGAGUUAGCCUCAGAGUCAGAAAGCGAUGUUUCCCCUGAGAAGCGAGCAAGAGUGGGUGAGGUACCAGAGGGCGAGGAGUCUUCAUCGUCAUCAUCAUCUUUCUCCGCAUCAUCAUCAUCAUCCUCAUCUCGCAGCGGCUCUAAACAGCGGAGCCGCAAACGUUGCCAUCGCUGCCAAACCAAACUGGAGCUGGUACAGCAAGAGCUGGGUUCCUGUCGCUGUGGUUAUGUCUUCUGUAUGCUCCACCGGCUCCCAGAGCAACACGAGUGUCUGUUUGACCACCUGGGCCGUGGUCGCCAGGAGGCUGUCCUAAAGAUGGUCAAGCUCGACCGCAAGGUGGGCCGCUCAUGCCAGCGCAUCGGUGAGGAGUGCUCCUGAGCGGCUUUCCCCUCCGAUGAAUCUCGGUGUCUUAGCACCAACAGGGAUUUGAUUUGUUUUUUCUCUUCUUAUUUUGAUUCUCAAGAUUUUUGCAGGUUUUUGGAUACAAACCUCCACCCUUCUCUUUUAAAUUAUGCUCGCUCUUUUUUAAAUCCCACUGUUAACCAUGUCCCUGAUUGUUUUCUGCUUGAUCAUAUCCCUGCUGCUAAGAUGCCUUUUGGAAAAAUCCAAACCCAGGAAUGACAGAACAAUAAAGAGCAAAGGAAAUAUACAAUUGGUUCACUUUUUUUGCAAGCUCCUGAGUACACAUGUGUGAGCAGAGUAAGAACGAAUGAAAGGAUGAAGAGAAGAAAUACAACGCUUUAUAAGCCAGUUUAACUCUUUACCUCAAAAAAGAAAAAAAGAAAAAACAAAGAAUGACGAGGAGGACGAGAAGGAAGAGGAAGGAUUUGGUAACCCGUUGUGUACACUUCUGCUUUGGCACUGUUUAUAGACUGUGCUCUUUACCUCAAAAUCAGACAGACUGCUUUGUACUCUGCGCCGAGCAUGGACUUGAAGCAAACCAAGCGAGCCAGCCUCAGUUUUAGUCAGUGUCUUACGCCCCUGGCCAUCCACUACCCUUAAUCCUAAAAACACAAACACCUGUUGUUGAUCAUCCACCUCAGGUUAUCAGGACAUCGAAGCCCAAUCUUCACCCCCUUUUCCCACCAACUUGCAUCCUUCUCUUUUCCUCCACAGGACACCUUUUUUGCUCCUGUAUUUGUUUUAAGAUUGUCCCGAAAGCGUUUCUGCUGUGUCGAUGAGGCCGUUGUGGACGAUGGAACUGGGGUUAUGCUGGUGGGAGUGAGCUAGUUGUCCUUGGAUUGUGCACAGAUACGUCCUCAAUGUUGGGAUGUGAUUGAUCAAGACAUAAUUUGUUUGCGGAUUUUCUCUGUCUUCCUAUUCUCCACAGCCCUCCCACAUGGGAAUAUGUCCUCCUCUUCACACCCAUAAAUCUCCUUUCAGCAAUGGGUGGAUUACAUGUGCUGAAUGUGUACAAACUUCAGGAAGACAACAUUUUACGGGACAUGACGUACACUAAAGUGUGCAUAGGAUUUAUGACUGGACUCACUAUGCUUUUGCAAAUACACAGACUCUCACACUUUCGUGUUUAAUGUGCUCAGCUGUUGGUUACAUUGAGUACAAGCAGGCAAAAAUCAAACAUUGCUGUACACGUUGAGUUUGGACUGAAGCUGGUAUGGCAGCGUGUCUCUGAGGGGUUCCUGUUUUAAGAUUGGUGGUGGUUGUUAUAGUUCAGGUUUCUCAUAAUGUCUUAGGCCUUCAUUUCAACUAUCUACAUUUUUAAGGUAAAUGUUUUGGUGCCAGCUUUGAUAUAAGACUUCAUAAUGUUUGGUUUUCACUCCUUUAACCAGUACUUUAAUGUCCCUGCUUCCAUCAAUGCCCCAUGUUUCCCUUUCCAGUUAGCAUGAUGAGCGCACAUGCAUUCUCCUCCUUCAUCCUUUCACUUUCCUUUUCUCAUCUUUCUCCUUAUUGAUUGCUCUAUUUUUUCCUUGUUUCACCCGUUCUGCCCCCCCUCCUCCCUCCCCUCCUCCCUCUGUCUUUCUGUAGAUGAGAGAGGUGGUGGUUGGGGUGAGCAGGGUGCUUAAAGUUUAAAAUCAGCAAAUAACUGCUUUCCAAACAUUUUCCUGUGGAAGGAACGAAGUGAAAAUGCAUAAUGAAUGAAUAUUCUGUAUCUUAAAGAAAACCUUAUUUAACCCCUUUUUGCGUUUCACUUACACUCUAGUGUAGAGCUGCUUUUUUGGUUGUAAUGUGGUUAUAAAAUGGGAAGAUGGAUGUGGAAAAUUCAAUAUUUCUGUUUCCAUUGCUUUACUUUUUGCUUCCCCUCUCCAACCUUUUCUUUUACUGAGAAAGAAUAAACUGGAUUAGACAAAGUGUGAA